ACUCCUAACUCAUGGCUUUGCUGCCCCUGCCGAAUGGCUUUGCAGUCCGCGCCGUCAUCAUCAGACCUCCGUUCCAUUUCCAAAUGUGUGUGAUCCAUGGCUAGCCUAGCUAGCCGUAGUAUUUUGCCAGCGAGAGAGCCUUCUGAAUUGAACUGCGGUGCGGCCAUGGCCAUCAGAUUUGGACUGCCUUUCUUUCUGCACGCACUCCCACACCACACACUCGCCACCACUGUCUUAAAAAGCACUAGUCCUACAAAUAAGCUGCACUGUCCUCUGUCCUGACGCCCACGUAAACAUAUUUAGGCGUGCAUCCCUUUGCAGUGUCUGCUUGCUUGCUUGCUUCAUUGGAGAGAGAAAGAGAGCGAGGGAAAGAAGAGGACUCGAGGAGAGAGCGAGAGACAGACAGACAGACAGAGAGAUGGGCGUGGCGACGGUGACAGAGCUGAAGCAGAGCAUCUCCGGGAAGAGGACAUUCCGGCCGAGCCUCAUCAGCCGCCACGCCAAUGAGUGGCCUCCGACCGACGUCUCCAGCGACCUCACCGUCGAGGUGGGCACCUCCAGCUUCGCGCUCCACAAGCUGUUCGCGCAGUUCCCGCUGGUGUCCCGGAGCGGCAAGAUCCGGCGGCUCGUGGCGGAGGCCAAGGACGCGAAGCUGGCGCGGCUCAGCCUGCACGGCACCCCGGGGGGCGCGCCGGCGUUCGAGCUCGCCGCCAAGUUCUGCUACGGCGUGCACGUGGACGUGACCGUCGCCAACGUCGCCAUGCUGCGCUGCGCCGCGCACUACCUGCAGAUCACCGACGACUUCUCCGACAAGAGCCUGGAGCUCCGCGCCGAGUCCUUCCUCCGCGACGCCGUGCUCCCCAGCAUCGCCAGCUCCGUCGCCGUGCUCCGCAGCUGCGAGGCGCUGCUCCCGGCCGCCGAGGACGUCGGCCUCGUGCCCCGCCUCAUCGCCGCCAUCGCCACCAACGUGUGCAAGGAGCAGCUCACCUCGGGGCUGUCCAAGCUGGACCAGUGCGCCGCGCAGCUGAAGCCCGCCGCGGCGUUCGCCGCCGACCUCGACUCGCCGGGCCCGGGCGACUGGUGGGGCAAGUCCGUGGCCGCGCUCGGCCUCGACUUCUUCCAGCGGCUGCUCUCCGCGGUGAAGGCCAAGGGGCUCAAGCAGGAGACGGUGACCAGGAUCCUCAUCAACUACGCGCAGAACUCGCUGCACGGGCUCAUGGCCAGGGACGUGCACAGAUGCGGCGCCGCGGACGCCGACGCCGUCAAGAAGCAGCGCGCCGUCGUGGAGGCCAUCGUGGGCCUGCUCCCGGCGCAGUCCAAGAAGAGCCCCGUGCCCAUGGCCUUCCUCUCGGGCCUCCUCAAGACGGCGAUGGCGGUGUCCGCGUCCAGCAUCUGCAGGGCCGACCUGGAGAAGCGGAUCGGCAUGCAGCUGGACCAGGCCAUCCUCGAGGACAUCCUCAUCGCCGCCGGCGCGGGCGCUGGCGCGGCCACGCCGGCCGGGCACGGGCAGCAGCACGCGCUGUACGACACGGACGUGGUGGCGCGCAUCUUCUCGGUGUUCCUCAACCUCGACGACGACCACAACGAGGAGGACGCCGCCGCGUUCGACUACGACAGCCCGCGGUCGCCCAAGCAGAGCCUCCUGGUGAAGGCCGCCAAGCUCCUGGACAGCUACCUCGCGGAGGUGGCGCUCGACUCCAACAUCCUCCCGUCCAAGUUCAUCUCCCUCGCCGAGCUGCUCCCCGACCACGCUCGCGUCGUCACCGACGGCCUCUACCGCGCCGUCGACAUCUUCCUCAAGGUGCACCCGAACAUCAAGGAGGCGGAGCGGUACCGGCUGUGCAAGGCGAUCGACUGCCAGCGGCUGACGCCGGACGCGUGCAGCCACGCGGCGCAGAACGAGCGGCUCCCGGUGCAGAUGGCGGUGCAGGUGCUCUACUUCGAGCAGCUGCGGCUGCGGAGCGCGAUCCAGGCCAGCGGGGGCGGCGGCAGCAUGGGCGGGCACGACGCGGCGCUCUUCUUCGGGUGCGCCGCGGCCGCCGCCGCGUCGUCGGUGUCGGUGCAGGGCAGCGUGAACAUGCGCUCCGGCAGCGGCGUGGGCAGCGGCGCAAUGUCGCCGCGGGACAACUACGCGUCGGUGCGGCGGGAGAACCGGGAGCUCAAGCUGGAGGUGGCGCGGAUGCGGAUGCGGCUCACGGACCUGGAGAAGGACCACGUGAGCAUGAAGCGGGAGCUGGUGCGGGUCGGCCCGGCCAACCGCCUGCUCCGGGGCUUCGCUCGCAGCCUCAGCAGGCUCUUCCGCAUGCGACCCGCCGCCGAGCCGGGGCUGCAGCAGCUCGGCGCCAAGGCCACCGCCGACGCCAAGGUGCUCUUCCAGCGCCGCCGCCGACACUCCAUCUCAUGAUCAACGGAGAGGUGGAGGUGCCCGGGCCCGGACCCAGCGGCGACGCGACGCUGCCCAUCGAGCUUGCUCGCGAGGAUGAGUGGGUGGCCAAUAAGCUCCUGCUCCUGCUGUACGUACAGCAAAGUUCGCGUGUGCAACUGUGCAUAGCAUACAAGAAGAGAGAUUGGUUUGAGUGAGUGCAGUGCAGUGCAGUGCAGAUUUACUUCUUUCCCGGAUUUCGUGCAGCCAUCGCAUGGUCUUCUGCUGAUGAAAGUCAUGGCGUUCGACACAGCAUGCGAUGCGAUGCAUGUAUAUGGAUGGUUGGACGGAUUAUGGAAAGGUUUCGACUUUCGAGUGGUGUAUGUAUCAUUGAGUGUCCAGAGUAUCUGAGUAUGGAGAAAUUGGGUUCAGAGGAGACAUGGUUAUUGUUUUCUCUGUAGUUUGGGGGCCAAAUUCUGUUCAGACGAGCGAUUUCAAUUUCUUCUUUCAGCGAAAUUGGGCUUUGUUUAGUUUCACCCAAAUACCCAAAAUUUUUCAAGAUUCCCCGUCA
Molecule: messenger RNA, 2933 nt
Organism: Sorghum bicolor (sorghum)
Lineage: Eukaryota; Viridiplantae; Streptophyta; Magnoliopsida; Poales; Poaceae
Product: BTB/POZ domain-containing protein At1g03010
Exons: 4
Coding region: 419-2404 (661 amino acids)
Source: RefSeq, a predicted model, not a curated record